Molecule: messenger RNA, 1148 nt
Organism: Aspergillus ibericus CBS 121593
Lineage: Eukaryota; Fungi; Ascomycota; Eurotiomycetes; Eurotiales; Aspergillaceae
Exons: 2
Coding region: 114-662 (182 amino acids)
Cellular component (GO): mitochondrion
Molecular function (GO): carbon-nitrogen ligase activity, with glutamine as amido-N-donor
Source: RefSeq, a predicted model, not a curated record
ACUUUUCCUCCGCCCAUGAUUUCAUGCCCGCGCGACCUACACAACACUCAUUUACUGUGCCAUUGGAGUGUUACGGUCAUUGAUUCCCCUGUUGUCGCCCACACAUUCACAUCAUGCUCCAAUCGUUGCGACUAACACCUCGGCUGGGUCUGCGCCUGGUGCGCUGGAACUCCACCGGUGGCCCGACUCUGCCGCCGUUGAUAGCCACCCUCAGAACGGAUCUCAAGACCGCUAUGAGAGCUAAAGAUACUGCUAGGCUGAACGUUGUUCGCGCCUUGAUCUCUGAAACCAACAACGCCGCCAAAACUAACUCUCCGAUUGAGACCGACCUUCAACUCCUGUCUUUGAUUCGGAAACGUAUUGCUGCUUCCAAGGAGGCCGUCAAGGAAUUCGAAGCCGAGAACCGUCCCGACCUGAAGGAGUCUGAGGAAAAACAGGUGACGAUCCUUGAAGAAUACGGUGCGCAAGUGGAAACAAUGAGCUUGGAUGACAUCAAGGUGAUCGUGUCCGAGGAACUUGCCAAGUUGAAAGAGUCUGGCAAGAAGGCUGAGGUUGGGCCUUUGCUCAAGUCUCUGUUUGCUCCUGGAGGUGCCCUAGAUGGUAAACCUGCCGAGAGAGCCGAAGUCGCAAAGAUUGCCAAAGAAGCCGUUGCUUCUGCUUAGAAGGCUGACAUGCAGAGAUGUAUAAUAUCUAUUUGUACGAUUACAUAGACCAAACCGGUUACCCGGUUGCUCUUUCAAUGAAGUUGCUAACCAAGGGUCAGAGGCAAUUUAUUGAUCAGUUCGUGGGGGCUGAAUGCGAAGUCAUUUAUAACGAAACAAGCAAGCUACGUGGCAAAAUUAAAGAGAGACCAUGUAGCGCUCCAAGUGAAGAAGUUCCCAGCGCCAUGCCGUAUGCCAUUCCCAGUAGUGCAAUUCCUGGUUAUCCCAUCCCGAUUGCCUUCCCAUUAAUAUUCCGAACUCCAGAUCCGUUCAUAGACCAACCAUUCAUCGUGUCGCGCCGUGAUUGUUACCUGCAAAGUCUCAUAGCCUUCUAAGAACGGAGCAAGGUAAUACCGCCAAGUGCCGUCAUGAAGAUACCGAGCCAUAACCAGUUGUUAGGGUCGCCAACUUUCUCGCUGCUGACCAGGUUCUUUAUGUUGAAUCGAC